Molecule: messenger RNA, 1475 nt
Organism: Enhydra lutris kenyoni (northern sea otter)
Lineage: Eukaryota; Metazoa; Chordata; Mammalia; Carnivora; Mustelidae
Product: N-myc and STAT interactor
Exons: 7
Coding region: 2-949 (315 amino acids)
Cellular component (GO): cytoplasm
Molecular function (GO): nucleic acid binding
Source: RefSeq, a predicted model, not a curated record
CAUGGCAGCCGAUGAGGAUAACAAAAAACAAGUUCUUAAGGAGCCUUUGUCAGAUAAAGAAUUUAUGAAAGAUGAACAAAGAGAGAGAUUAAUUGAUGAAAUUGUAAAGGAAAAUACUCAGUUAAAGGAGGAGAUCCAAAGGCUUGAAACUGAGUUACAAGAGGCCACCGGAAACUUCCAGAUUAAAGAGGAUAUUCCUGAAACAAAGGUGAAAUUCGCAUCGUUAGAGAAUCCUGAGAAUAACAGCCAGCUUUUAAAUAUCUCCUGUUCAUUUCAAGUGAGCUCACAAGUUCUUUAUGAGCUGCAGAAAGGACAAGCCCUUAUCACCUUUGAAAAAGAAGAAGUUGCCCAGAACAUCAUCAGGAUGGGGAAGCAUCAUGUGAAGAUAGAAGAUGUAGAAGUGGAGGUUUUGGCCAAGCCAGUUCCAUUAAAUUCAGGAGUCAGAUUCCAGGUUCAUGAAGCGUACUCUAAGGUGAAGAUCAACGUUACUGAAAUUCCUGACGGAUUGCCUGAAGAUCAGAUGAGAGACAAGCUAGAACUAAGCUUUUCUAAGUCCAGAAACGGAGGCGGGGAAGUGCUCCGCGUGCAGUACGAUAAGCCGUCCCGCAGUGCUGUGAUCACGUUCACGGAACCUGGAGUUGCUGACAAGAUUUUGAAAAAGAAAGACUAUCCGCUUUAUAUAAAUCAAAACUGCUAUAGAGUUACUGUUUCUCCAUACACAGAAACACACUUGAAAAAUUUUCAGGUGUUUUCAGGAAUAUCGGAGAGGACAGUGCUUCUGACUGGGCUGGAAGAACUUCAGAUGACGGAUAUAGAACUUUUAGAGGAUUUAGUUAGCAUUCAUUUCCAACGGGAGAUGAACGGAGGUGGAGAGGUGGAAGUGGUCAAAUGUUCUCUAGGUCAACCUUGCAUCGCAUACUUUGAGGAAGAGAGGAAUGGAAUGAUCUGAAUAUUAUUAGAGCCUGUGAGCCCAAAUCACUGUCAGUAUGUGACAAAAAUGGAUAUCCCUUUUCCUUUAAAGAAUGAAGUCUUUUAAUUCUUUAGUGGCCAUUUAUUCUUAGAUACAAAAUAUCAUGUUUCUGAAUUCUUCUUUGUUUCAAACCCUGUUGCAUGCUUACCAAUGCAGUAAGUGCACUAUAUUAAAAAGUUUUGUUUGUUCAUAAAUUAUCUGGAUUGGUGCAAUGUCCGUUGAAAUCAACCAUAAGUGAUGCAAUUGUCCCCCUGCUGUGUUGGCUCAUUUUGUAAUGAGCAUGUGGGCCAAUUGUCUUUUGGCCCCAAGUCCACCAAUAUGCAGACUUGACUCUUAACAUCUCCUGAAAGAAACGUUACAUUCAACUGUUUGUGAUUUCCAUAGACUUGGACUUUCAAGGGACUUCAAGAGCAAUGAUUUCCCACUUUCCCGUUAUAUAGCAUCUUCCCCCACAGGCCCAGAUGUAUUUUUCAGAGCUGAGUGUGGUCUUUCUUUCUUUCUUUUU